CAUCAUCAUCUUCAUCUUCAUCUUCAUCUUCGUCAUCAUCAUUCAACAGCGAUUUUCAUGGCCGUAGAUUUCUUGUUCAAGAGCUUGAGGGCAUCCCUAAGAAAGGGAAUAUCAAAUCUUGUUCCUUUUCUCUUAAUGCACAGAUGAAGACAGGAAUUAUUGGGAAAACUCAAAAAUGGUGGGAGAAAGGGCUUCAACCCAACAUGAAAGAGGUAAAAGGUGCCCAAGACCUUGUGGAGUCGCUCUUCAACGCUGGGGACAAACUGGUCGUUGUUGAUUUCUUUUCCCCUGGCUGCGGUGGCUGCAGAGCCCUUCAUCCCAAGAUAUGUCAAUUGGCAGAGCUGAACCCAGAGGUGCAGUUUCUGCAGGUGAACUAUGAGGAACACAAAUCCAUGUGCUACUCCCUUAAUGUCCAUGUUCUUCCCUUCUUCCGUUUCUACAGAGGUGCUCACGGUCGUCUCUGCAGCUUUAGCUGCACCAAUGCCACAAUCAAGAAGUUCAAAGAUGCAUUGGCAAAGCACAGCCAGAAUUAUUGCAGCCUGGGACCACCAAAAGGGCUAGAGAAGAAAGAGCUGAUUGCUCUUGCUGCCAACAAAGAUAUCUCCUUCAACUACACACCAAAGCCAGAGCAACCAACACUUGUUCCUCCUACACUGGAAGAGAUUCUAGCAGAAACAGCACCAACCCCGCCUUCUCAUUCAGAGGCAGAACCUUCAGUAUCUCCACCUCUUCCUCUUCCUCUUCCUCUUCCUCUUCCAUUGGCAACUGGUUCAAAUGCAGCUAAAGGCACUGAGGAUAAAACCUUGGUCGCAUCAGGAAGGUGAUUGAGAAGGAUGAGGACUUUUUUCAGCGGAGCUAGGCAUUGUCUUGCCAUUUCCUCUUGUACAGAUUAGAUUUGCUUCGCUUUGUGAUGGUGUAUAAUAUGUUUAAGAAGAUAGCAAACAAAUUACUAAUUAAGGAUAUAUGUGAAAUGCAUGUGUGUUGGCCCUCCCCCAUUUAAGUUGAGUGGCUUUUGGAUUUAUUUUUAUUGGAUCCAAGCCUGCCAAGUACUGGGAGUGGGGAGGAUACUUGUGAAAGAGCUAAUGGCUUGUAUUGUUUCCUUGGCUGCAUCUUUUUUUUUUUUUUUUUUUUCAUUUUUAUGAAAUGUAUAUAUAUGUAUAGAGAGAGAGUGAGUUUGUAUGAAAGGUUUAUAUAGCCUUUGGGGGUAGAAUGCUUGCUUGUUCUUGAGUCUGAUGGUUGAGGCUUGUGUAAAAUAUAUCUCACACAUACAGCUGUUGCAAAUUUUAGUCCA
Molecule: messenger RNA, 1291 nt
Organism: Camellia sinensis
Lineage: Eukaryota; Viridiplantae; Streptophyta; Magnoliopsida; Ericales; Theaceae
Source: RefSeq, a predicted model, not a curated record